Messenger RNA from Histoplasma mississippiense, 1758 nucleotides. RefSeq lists its product with no specific name. Lineage: Eukaryota; Fungi; Ascomycota; Eurotiomycetes; Onygenales; Ajellomycetaceae. The transcript has 2 exons. The record is from RefSeq and is a predicted model, not a curated record. The coding region runs from base 1 to 1758 and encodes 585 amino acids.
AUGGCACCAGGGCUACUCUACGUUACAAUGCAGCCGAGAGACAACCUCUCCGCCGCUCAAUUCCAUGACUGGUACAACAACGAGCACGGCCCAAGCCGCCUUCGUCUCCCCUUCAUCGAGAAUGGUUUCCGCUUUCGCGCCACUGACAUCUCAAAUAAACAUGGUCUUCCCACCUUGAGCUGCCCAGCAUCAUCCCCGGAAUGGCUUGCUAUUUACGAUGUCACCGACAUGGCCGAGUUGAAACGGGAACCGUACCUGCGCCUUCGCCGUGACGACGUCAAGAGCCAGCGCGAAAAGGAGACGAUAGCGAAGAUCACGAUUGACAGACGGCUGUACGACUUUAUCGAGAGCAAGAAGGUGGAGGGCUACGUGCCACUAGACGCAUUGGUGGAGGCGGAGGUAGAGGUGAAGACCAAGAGAGUCCUUGUGGCAAUUAUCCAAACCCUGCAGCCAGAUAAGGAGAUGGAGUUCAACAAAUGGUAUCACGAAAAGCAACUUCCUCUCCUUUCCCAGGCUCCCGGGUGGCUGCGGACGCGACGAUUCGUGAGCUCCGCCGUCGAGCCCACCGCGACCAGGGAAUAUCUAUCUUUGCAUGAAUACAUGUCCCACGACGGACCUAACGGGUCCGAGUUGAAAGCCCUAAACGCCAUCCCGUGUUGCGAACAUGUUAUGGCAGACAUGGUCAAAGAUUGCUCUGGGCGCGCCUAUGAGCACUACUACACCUUCGGCCCCGCACCUCGCGAUCUAGCCUCUCUCGCCUCAGAAACUGAAGUGGGAGCAACCUCCCCCUUCACUUCCCCAGAUGGCCUUACGAAAACCCUCCCCAUAUCAUCACUGUCAUGUCCCCCUUCUUCUUCCUCCCCCACCCCCCUUCCCGCCAUCGAAUCCUACAUUACCCUUCCCGACGGCGUCACCCUCCCCUACCGCCUUGAAGGUUCCACAAACCCGCACGCCCCCCUCCUCUUCCUCAGCAACAGCAUCCUUACCAACCACCGAAUCUGGGACGAUUUCAUCACCUCCUUCUUCGGUCCCUCCCAUUCGAACACCCAAUACAGAAUCCUCCGCUACCUCACCCGCGGCCGCUCGCGACACUGCGGCCAGCAACGCAUCACUCUCGACGUGCUGGCCGCAGACAUCAUAGCCAUCCUCGACGCCCUGCGCGUGCAGCGGGCCGCGGCCCUCAUAGGCGUCAGCCUCGGCGGCGCAACGGUGCUGAACACCGCGCUACAAUACCCGGCGCGCACGGCGGCGUUUGUCGCCUGUGACACGAAUGCGAGGAGCCCGGAUGGGAAUCGACAGGCGUGGGGGGAGAGGGUUACGAUUGCGGAGGGGGAAGGGGCAGUGUCGGCGGAGAGCGGGGAAGCAAUUGUUGGAAAUCGGUUGGCGGAGGCGACGGUUCGGAGGUGGUUUGCUAGGGGGUUAGAUUGCGAUGACGGGAAGGGAGAGUGGGAAGAGAGGUUCAGGCGGGUUAAGGAUAUGGUUAGCGGGAAUAGUCUGGAGGGGUUUCGGAGGGUAGCAGAGGCGUUGUCGGAGUAUGAUCUUGUGGAGGAGAUGGGGAGGUAUGAGGGGGGCCCAGGGGCAUUUUUGGCUGGGGAGAAGGAUGGGCUGUUGCCGAAGACUAUGAGGGACAUGGUUGGGAUGAUGCGGAAGGGUUCAGCGGUGGAGUUUCUGGUGGUGGAGGGCGCGGGUCAUUUGCCGAUGGUGGAGAGGCCGGAAAGGUUUGCGGAGUUGGGAGGGCCCUAUGUUCCACACUGCUGA